UCAGCCCGCUCUCAACACCUCCACUGUGUGUAUAUAUAUACUGCACACACGUAUAUCACUCACACCUUUUCUCCCUUUUUACACUGUUUAAUUCACUCUCACUCAAAACACACACUCAACCUAUACAUGUAACAUACACCGCCUCUGUAUAUAACUAGGCUAUUAAGCGAUGAUGGAUCCGCUCAAAUCGAGGACCUAGCGCUGACCUGAAAGCUCUACAACUGCAAUCGAUUAUGAAGGCACAUUAACUUUAUUAAGAAACUGCUGUCCCAUGAAGAAUGCAGUCAUGAGUGACGAGAGUUGGUUGUCCAACCCCAGGGAGCCAACAGUGCGAGUUACACGAGCACGGGCUAAAGCCUUAGGCUCAUCAGGUGGUUUGCCACCUUUACAUCCCUCAUCUAGACAAGCUGACAAGCCUGUGUUCCGAGAGCGCUUGAAGAGAGCAGCACCAGAUAACAAAGAAGCAACAAGUUCAGCCACUUCUCCGCCGCACAAUAAAAGGAAUGUUCUUAAGGAUGUAACUAAUAUCACAUGUGAUAAUUUGUACAUAAACUGCAUAAAUGCAGCUAGAAGUCAGUUUCAGCCAAGCAGGCAGAACAGAAAUGAUUCUUCACAGAAGAAGGGAAAGGUGGCGACUCCAUGUAUUCCUAAAAAAUUUAAGGUUCCAGGAGAGAGAAGAGAAAAUAUAAAUGAUAUAAUGAAAGCAGAUGUGGUGGAAUCACAGAAGAACUUGACAAUUGAACCAACUGAAACUGCUCAUGCAAAUGGGACAGGGGCAGCAAGUCUGACUUCAACUGCGACAUAUUCCAGUAAUAGCACCCCACUGAUAAGUUCAGUGACCAGAGAAGAUGUCAAGCUUUGCAUGAAAAAGGAGAGCUUGGAAGAUAGUGGAAUAACUGACAUAGAUUCAAAUCACAAGGAUCCGCAGAUGUGUAGCCUUUAUGCAGCUGAUAUAUAUUCUGCUAUGUAUGCAAGACAGAUUGAAAGGAGGAUUUCGGCUGAUUAUAUGGAAAACCUGCAACAAGACAUCACCCAGGGUAUGAGGGCUAUACUGAUUGAGUGGCUUGUUGAGGUUUCUGAAGAAUAUGGGCUGAUGCCUGAUACACUAUACCUGACUGUAAAUCUCAUUGAUAGAUACCUAUCACAGAAUCACAUGACCAAACAGAAGCUUCAACUGCUUGGUGUGACCUGCAUGCUCAUUGCCUCGAAGUAUGAAGAAAUUUGUGCGCCUCAUGUGGAGGAUUUUUGCUUUAUAACAGAUAAUACCUACACAAAAGAAGAGGUAGUGAAAAUGGAAAGUUGUGUUCUGAACUUUUUGGGCUUUCAACUCUCUGUUCCUACCACAAAGAAGUUUCUUAGGAGGUUUCUUCAAGCAGCACAAGUUUCAUACAAGGUCCCGUCUGUUGAGCUGGAAUUUUUGGCAAACUAUUUAGCAGAACUAACUCUAAUGGACUACAAUUUCCUGAAAUACCUACCAUCCCUAAUUGCUGCUUCUGCUGUGUUUUUAGCCAAAUGGACUCUUGAUCAGUCUGAGCAUCCAUGGAAUCGGACCCUGGAGUAUUACACGAGGCACAAAGCAUCAGAGCUAAAAACUGUAGUUUUAGAACUCCAAAACUUACACAUUAAUCCAAGUGGGAACAUGCCUAGCGCCAUACGCCGGAAGUACAAGCAAUCCAGGUUCAAGAGCGUGUCAACUUUGCUUCCAUCAGAACUAGAUGAAUCUCUUUUCUGUGCAUAACAAGUCUCUGCAAAUGAUGGGAUAUUUACUAAAGCCCCAACUGAAAUUAUUUCAUCAUUUUGAAACUGUAAAUGGGACAGCCUAUCCUCAUUCUUUAUUCAAUAUAUAUAUAUCUAUCUCGCGACACCUAAACGAUAAUUUAUUAUACGGCUGUCUGUAAAUCAGUUGUGGUGUUCCCAGGCUGCAUUUUGUAACGGGAAAGUUGUAAAAAGAGCAGGAACGUAUGAAUAGCUUUUGAUUUAUUCUACUAAAAACAUCCAAUGCCUUUUCCUGGGCAUCUUGUGAAGUCAUUACUCUAAUUGCUAGCUGGGUGGGUCUGCGCUCUGUGGGACGUGUUUUGAUAUUUUGUUUUCCGCAAGCAAUGUUAAUCCAGGUUUGGUCUUGCGUGAGUCUAUGGAAAUAAUUUCUUUUUGUGACCAUGAA
Striga asiatica is the source of this 2161-nucleotide messenger RNA. The record is from the annotation of a GenBank genome assembly. Lineage: Eukaryota; Viridiplantae; Streptophyta; Magnoliopsida; Lamiales; Orobanchaceae.